Messenger RNA from Carassius carassius (crucian carp), 1037 nucleotides. Its product is annotated as CKLF-like MARVEL transmembrane domain-containing protein 7. The coding region runs from base 259 to 732 and encodes 157 amino acids. Lineage: Eukaryota; Metazoa; Chordata; Actinopteri; Cypriniformes; Cyprinidae. The transcript has 4 exons. The record is from RefSeq and is a predicted model, not a curated record. Gene Ontology annotation, cellular component: membrane.
UGUUAUGAGAUCAUAGACUGAGAUAUAUGCGGAAUUUAUCAUCUAUUACAUCAUAAUGUGUUCUAACGAAUUGUGAUUCAUGCUCUCAGGUAUUAAGAUACAGUAUGACUUGUUAAUCAUGUUGUGGAAUUGAGCAACGGCAGUAAAUUUCGUCAGAUGCAGUUUCCUGACCACAUCACACAUCACAUCGCACUGUUUAGCGCUCUUGCGUGACGUCGCGUCGUUUGCGGUAUAUUGUUAUAGUCCAUCCACUGAACGAUGAUGGGGAUUUUAUUUCUGGAAUACUUGCGAUCAAAACAAGGAAUUCUGAAGCUCGCUCAGCUCGUGAUUCUUCUUGUAGCGUUCGCUUGUGUUCGCUCCACGUGGUACAACAGUCUCUACGCCUACGGUUUCUUUGAAGGGGUCACGCUCGGUUACUCCAUCACGGUCGCCGUUUUUCUAAUCCUGACUGUAUUUGGGGUUCCGAAAAGGACAUCGUUUGUAAACUGGAAGAUAGCCGAGUUUGUGCUUGAUACACUGGGAUUCAUCUUCAUCUCCACUGGUUCCAUUGUAGCUGCUGUGAAGACUUACGACAUCCCCAUUCUGGUUGCCGCCUCAGUGUGUGGUCUUCUGGCCUCAUAUCUCUCAGUUGUAAGUGUGAUACUCUCAUUUGUUGCUGCUCGCAGCUCACAACCUGAGGGUAAGUUAGGAUCCGAGCGCGAUUUCAGUGUGUAUUUCAGCAUAUUUAGAUAAACUGAACAUAGCUGGAACUGUAAUACAUUUUCUGAGUAGCUGAAAUAAUGUUUUUCUGUUCCAGAUCCAACGAUAUAAAAAUAUUGUCUUAUACUGCCCUCAACAACAGGAGAGCAUGGAUGGGGAAUUGAUUAGGGCAUGGUUGUUUUAGUACAUUUACAUGGAUUAGAAUAUCAUUACUCAUUACAUGCAUCGCUUUUUCUGCAGUCAGAUGGUUUUAAUACUAUAAUUAUGAUAUAAUAUUUAAUAUUAUAAUACCCUGUUAAUUUACUGGUGCAUACAUUUUAACAAAUUGUCUUUAUUUU